AUUACUGCCCUGUGGGUAACCUAGUUAUUUUUAUAUGCGCUGCAAUGAAUAAUAUACGGCAAAGGAAAGAAGUGUAUUAAUUUGCGUAUUUUCUGAUGUGUCACACUUAGGUAAGCAAUAUCUCACAGUAUCUUGAAUUAAUUUUUUAUUUGGUGGUCUGCCAUAUUCUAUACUGAUACCGUUUUGUAAUCUAGAAAUGUUUGAAUAUUUUCCGCUGUGCAAUUUGACACGUACUAUAAAGCUAAACUUAAACCAAGCUUUCGUUGGUAGGGAUACAACUACCUGAAAAAUAUAAAGAGAAUUUCAACGUUUCGAGCGAAGAUCAUUCGUCUGGAGCUACUAGAACUUUGCUAGUAACUCUAGACGAAGGGCUUUCGCUCGAAACGUCGAAAUUCUCCUUAUAUUUUUCAGGUAGUUGUAUCCCUACCAACGAAAGUUUGUUUAUAUUAUUGGCAAUUAUUGGCACUACCUAAGGCUAAGACAACAACUUAAAUCAUCCGUCUGACGAACAUGUCUAUCUUGGCAGUGGCGUAACGUUAUAUCAGGGGGCCCCCGGUUCAAAAUUUUCGAAGGCCCCCCUAGUAGAAGUGCCAAAGGCACGAGUCGAGCGCCGUAUAUGCACGAAAUUUCUAGGGGGUCCAGGGCAUGCUUAUCCGGAAAAUUUUUGAAUUUAGACUCUCUGAAAUGUCAUUUCCUGGGCUUUGGGGAGAGAUUUUACAGAAUUCUGAUGGUCAUAAAACUACAUUGUAACAUAUCAGAGGCCCUGACCAAUGUUUUUGCUCUAUUGCCUAAGCCUGGGGGCCCCCAUUUAGGUUGGGGCCCCCGGGUUCUCACGGUCUGAGCCCAUAGUAGUUACGCCACUGUAUCUUGGUAUAAGCAUAUUCACAAGCCAACACAAGCGAACUAUAAAUUAUUCAGGACCCUUAGGACCGCUCAUUAUUUAUUGUACAGGGGAGUUGAGGAGAAACUGGGAGGCCUUUAAAUUUUAAAACCUGAAAGGGGCUUUGAAGAAAUACAGAGAGAGUGAAAGAAAGGGGCUUUGAAAAAGAUUUACUACUAUGAAAAAACAUUAGUAGUUUUAAAAUGUAUCACAAAACAACUUAACAACAAAUAACAAUGUUUAUAGACCUUUAAUAUUAUUAUUCAUAAAUGGAAGCCAAGUAAAGUCUCUUAUGUUUACUAAAUAGGCGAUUCCCAUAAUCCCAUUAUAGAUUAAUUUUAAAAAUAGGCAAAGAGAUGCAAAUAAAUCACGGCUAGAAAGAGCAUACUAAAAUGAGUAAUCAAAAAUUUGCGAACUUUGCAAGGCUAUAUUUUUAUUUCCGCAUUUUAGUAUGUUCUUUCCGGGAAUAUACUUUUUUUGCUAAGGGACCAGUCAUAAAGUAUAAGGGGGGGGGGGGUGGGCUGGGAAAAAUAAGGGGUGUGUCACUAUUUUUGAGCACGGUUGAAGGGGUGAGUCAUCGACAGUUAAUUGCAAUCAUAAGGGUGGGCCAUGUAAAAUAUGCAGAAUUUUUUCAAGGGCACGUGUAUUAAAAUUUAUGUUACAAAAAUAGAAAUAAAAUGUAUCAGGGUCCAUGUGUAGAAUUUAUACCGCAAACGUUAACCUCAAACUUAAAAGCUGAAUUUAGUGUCUUGGCUAAUCAGUGGCGGACACUGGGAAACAUCUCUCAGUAUAUAUCAAUUCAAAAGUGCCCUUUCACGAAAAUCUGCUCCCCUUCACAUCGUUCCGGCGUCCCUGAGGCUAAUAGUUGCUAACUGAUUUUCUGAUUUUUUUUUUUUUUUUUCCUUUUUUUCUCUGCGUUGGUGCUGUGUACUCAGGUGAAUAAUUUGUUUGCGAUGUUACUCUGAGUGCAUAUCCACACCGGUCGAGCUUGAAUCCCACUGAUUUUCUGAUAUUACUGCUAAAUGUCACGAGCUUUGUGCAGGAUGUUUAUUAUGUAACAAAAUUAGUGUAAUUUCUAAGAGAGCGUAGUUAAAUCACAAUUAUCGUUAGCGGUUUGGAGUUAGCCGUAAAUGUCAAACUAAAGUUCUCUAAUUAUGAGCUGAAAGAUACUGCAGCAUGCAUGCGAAUUUCCAUCAAAGAAAGACCUUUCUGUAUUUAAUUGCACCACUUAAAUAGCUAGUGAGUAUUGUAACACAGAAUUAUUUGGCGACAGAAAAAUGGACGCUGGUAUCUUUCACCUUUCUGAAAGGGUGGGUCAUAAUUUUUCAGCACCAAUUUAAGGGUGGGCUACACAUUUUCGAGCAGCUAUUAAGGGAUGGCUAUCAAAAUUGCAGAUACCAAAUAUUUGAUUUUCCCAGCCCACCCCCGCUUUUACUUUCUGACCAGCCCCUAAGAUUAGUCCAUAAUGGGAAUUGUCUAUUGGUCCCCAUUAUCUAUUUUUGUUUUUCUAAGCCCGAUUCCGGGGGGGGGGGGGAUUGCUCCAAAAGUUAUGUUCUUGUUUUGCCUGUUGGAGGGGACUUUGAAAAUUCUACUUCAAGCAAACUUCCUAACAGGUUUUUUUAUAAAUUUUGAAAUAUUUCUUCAGAAAUAUUGUCUGUAGAUUUACGCUCGUAUUCUAAAAGCUCGCUCACACUCAAUGAGUGGAAAUUAAAUCUGAGCUUCUCUCGAAUGUCAUUGCUGUUUUUGAAUUGCUGGAGGAUUAGUGUCGUACCUUACUAUGUGACUACUCACCCUCCAGCUAGUUCAAAAACAGCAUUGACGCUCAAGUUCUCGAGUAACAUGCCCAUCAACAUUUUCAAACAACAGAAAUAAAUUUUCCACCAUUUGUGAGUUUUAAGAAACGAAACCAACAGUAAACGCUCAAACUUCAAUCUUAAAAUUAAUAUACAUGCAAAAAUACAAGUUGUGAUUGAAAAUAUUGAAAUUGUAGCACUCUUUAUCUUCUGUUGUUGUGGUCAACACAAAAACAAAUGGUCUAGAAUACGUUCGCUUUUAAGGGCUGACUUUAGGUGCGAUUUUCCUCUGAUGGAUGUAAAAAAUAUAACGGAUGAGUCAUGAAUGUUCAGAUGAGCAUACUGAACAUUCAUAACUCAAUCUGGUCGUUCACAUUUAUGCAUCAGAAGAAGAAAAUCGCACUAGAAAUCGAAGAAAAAGUUGCAAGUGCAAAUGGACCAUCAGCCAUUAAUUGAGUAAAAUGUCUAAGAAAUAUCAUAAAGAUCGUUAUUGAAAUGUUCGAGGAAAAAGGAGUUGUGUGUAUGGGCGUGCGAUAGAUGCCAAAUGCGCGUGUCUCACACAAUACAUGUGAGAAAUUGUUUCCUAGCCAUGUUUUCUGACCUGAAGGUGAGCAAACCAGGAAACAUUGUUUUCUAGCCAUGUUUCCCAAAGGUGGCAAGCCAGGAAACAUUGUUCCCUAGCAUGUUUCCCAAAGGUUGGCAAACCAAGAAACAUUGUUUACUAGCCAUGUUUCCCAAAGCCUAGGUGGACAAACGAGGGAACAUUGUUUCCUAGCCAUAUUUCUGAAUCUGGGCAAACCAUGAACAUUGUAUUUGCAACAUAAAUCACGUCGUUGGGAAACAAAUUUCUGAAUUGAAUUUCUUCGGAUCAUUUCCCAUCCAUGGGUGAGCAAAUGGGAAAACAUUCAACUGGAAAGAUCAAAAUUUUCAAACGUUUUUCCGGCAAUCUUUCCUUGUUAGCCCUGCGCUUGACGUUAUAACAGGCAAGACCAGGUCAAAUGAAUAACCUUAAUUUACAAGCAUUUAUAAAAAGUGAUCUAUUCUCUGUUCGGUUACUAUUUUUACCCAGGGCUUUAGCGUAAGCACCCUUUGAUAUUACCGAAAACACUUGAAAAGCAAUAUGCAUUAUCAUCAUUGCACAAUAUCAGGGUGAUAUCUGCAAGUGCAAUUUCAACAAUUACCCUAACGAAAAAUUAAUGCACUUUUAAAUAGAAUCGAAUAUACCUUUUUAUAUGGGACUGCUUUGUAUGUGAUAUGUAAAUUAAAAAUUCAGCACUAUAUUCGGUAGGUUGUCACUCUCGAUCUUCAACAGUUCAGUCCGAAAUUGCGGUUUUAUAGUCUGCCAACUAUCAUUUAAAAUAUUUCGUUAGUUGUCAGUUAAAAUUACGGGCAAAUGUAAGUAGUAUGUCAACUGCAUCCAAUACACAUCAUUUGCAUUUGUGUAGUUUAUCUAUCGCCAGGUGUAUUGGCAUAUGUACAAGCCGUGUUAAUUGUUCAUGAAUUUCUAAUGAAUGACAGUCAUAGCGUAAUGUAGGCGCCGUAGCGAAUAACAUUAGGUCGAAAACAGUACAAAUUGCUUGGCACUACCCCCGCUAUGGCAACAGUGUAAUUUUGUAAUUUUAUGAAGUAUAAGCUCAGUAUAUCGAAUUGAUAUUUCUUAACAGGAGGCCCUCGAAGCUGAGUACGUUGCUAAAACUUUGGUGAAUGCAGAAUGGGCUUGAAAUGAAGAAAUGUUGUAUUAUAUGUUCGCAUAGAACAGCGAAUAGAAAUUCGGGAAGGCUACUCAAGUAUGUGCUAGGGGUGAUGCAGCGCUUAAUUCCUGGUUCGAUAGCGAACCUAAUGAUGUGGAAACAAUUUUAGCUAGUUGAACGAUUGGAGACACAUUUAAUUGCGUUGAGAUGCAAAAUUCACAGCUAUAAAAUAACAGCUAUACACGAAGAAGAUUAAAGUUGUAUGCAACUCUUCUACAUCCGCUUUCUACAUGAUUUUACACAACGAUGUCAUGGCGAACGGUCUAAAUCCGAACGCGACUGGCAUGCAGGUGAAUUCUCUUGCAAAUCGCAGGUCGAUAUUGCCUCCGAUUGCUACAAGUUACAACGACAAGCACAAUAGCAGGUCCUCGUAUGGAAAUACUGAUUUGAAAUCAAGCCAGGAUUGCAACCUGCCCCGAAUAAACUUCAACUCGUUCGGGUUAGAAAAUUCGGGAACUUUAACGGACACAAACAGGAAUAUUCCCAAAGACGAUUCGACGUUUUCGUUUCCGCGUGUUUACACUGUCCUGCCACCGAUUGGGAAAAAGUUUGUCCCUUCGGCUCCCCCAACGGUUAAUGUUCCUAAUGCUCCAAGCAACCAACGAAAGCACAAACGCUCUACUCGUCGACCGAGGGUAAAGAAACAGCCACAAAGUACGGAGGUCGAAAAUGUAUCGAAGGACAUUGUAUCAAAUUCGGAAACAGUUGUUGACAAUGCAAGUUUAAUUAAAACAUCGGUGGGCGAUUCAGAGAAGAUUAGUUCGGAGAGUUUUGCGAUUCAUAUACCGGACUCUGUACUUCCUACAAUCGAAGUAAAUUUAGUUGAAACUCAAAAUAUAACCGAACCUCAGCGCUCCGACACUUUGAAGUCGGAUGGCAAAAAGCAAAGUGACGAAAAACCAGGUCCUUUGGGGCCUGAUGCGAUAUACAGUACCCUAAGUGAAAUAGUAUCAAGUGAUGAUGGAUAUAGCGACAAUGAGCGUGGAUCAGAAACUCCAUUUCCACAAUUUAGCACGAUUCCAGACGACCUAAGACUCUACGCGGAUGUGUACCCGUCUUCGCCGCCUCCCAAUGAAAGAAGGGCUAAAAUUGCGGUCGAAAAGACGAGACAAUUGCUUGUAGAAGAAAACGAGUAUAGGAUUUCGUUUAUGGAAGAUGUUGGCCAUCGAAGGCGAAACGCCACCUGCGUUGAACUUGACGAUGCGUUAAAAAACGCCAUACAGCUACUACGGGAUCUAUUUUUGAGAAAAACUAUGGAAGAAUUAUGCAUGCUUUGGUAGCAAUAUACUGUGUUUGAGCCGCGAUAUUCGGACACGGCGGUAUGCCGUGUGUUCUGACUCUAUUAAACAGAGGUAUACUACGGCUUACUUUUGGAGCCAUUAAUCAUUAAUACAGCGAUACAUCGAAACAAUAUUCUCACUAAAUAAUCAAGAAGAAUAAACGACUAUUUUAUAAAGUUCAGUUAAAUGAGCAUUAAUGAAAAUAAAUGAAGAUAUACAAUGCGACUCAUAUGUGCGUGCAAUAAUGUAAAGUUGUUUUGUUUGAUCUACCUAAUUUCACUCCCCAUGAAGUUUUAAAUGAAAUAUUCAUUCGUCGUGAAAUUUUGACAACAAUGGCUUCGAUUAUAAAGAUUGAAAGUGAUCACCCGUCAAGGCGUCAGGCUGGCUGAGGGAUCAUAGAAUUUUCAAGAAGAAUUUUCCAGACGAACAGACGAAAUAGUCAGUUUUUGUGUAAAUACAAGAAUGACUACCGAAAUGACAUAGCUGCAUUGCUUAAUCCCCAGUGAAACAACGCUCGAAAUUGACACGAGUUGGUGAAAGUUGCAAGUCUCGCUCGCAUUUGACCCGCCAACUCUCAUCAACUGGUUCAAAUUGGUAAUAUAUCCAGUCAACGCUCAUCAACUCUCAUAGAGUUGAGAACACUCUCAUGCAAACUCUUGCUUUUCAACUUUCAUCAACUCUUAUCUUGAAGCAGGUGAUGCCGGUGUCAAUACAAUAACGGGCGAAUUCAGAGUCUCGC
Messenger RNA from Paramuricea clavata, 6443 nucleotides. The record is from the annotation of a GenBank genome assembly. NCBI's taxonomy places the organism in Eukaryota, Metazoa, Cnidaria, Anthozoa, Malacalcyonacea, Plexauridae.